Molecule: messenger RNA, 780 nt
Organism: Spodoptera exigua (beet armyworm)
Lineage: Eukaryota; Metazoa; Arthropoda; Insecta; Lepidoptera; Noctuidae
Source: the annotation of a GenBank genome assembly
AUGAGGCAUAGCGACCUCGGCCCAGAGCAGGAGAAGGAAUGGGGGUUUACUCACUUUUACCCGCAGCUUAACCCGCAUGUGUGGGAGAUCCAUGCUUCGGCACGAAUGGGUCGGCUCGACCGGAGUGAUACCACGGCCUCACAGAAAACCGGCGUGAAACAACCACAGCGUUGUGUUUCGCCGUCGCGGGUCUGCGGACCCGCGGACGAAGAGCAUGCGGCAGUUAGCGUUCCGCGCGCCGUUUUUAGAGCCAAUACACCACUACAAAUGAGACACAAAAUAGCCGUGCUAAGCCUGGGAUCCGGGGCAGACGCAAUAAGGUACCGUGGCUUUAGCUUGGAGCAGGAGAGGGUGGUUUUAGUCAGUAAGAGUCUGACACUUCCUCCUGGGCGAGAAGUCGCCAAACGAGCUGACGGAUUAUCUGAUGUUAAGCAAUCAACUCCGCCCACGGACACCCGCAACGAAGUAGUUAGAGCCCCGUCUGUAGUGGUCUAUUGGCUCUUUGAGGCGCGCGCGGAACGCUACGCGCCGUACGCUCGGGUCUGGUUCUGGUCGGGCUGCGAGUUGCCCUUAGUCGCCGUCCGCAGACCUGCCUUUUCGGUGGCCGGAGAUCGUCCCUUCGCCGCUUCGUCGCCUGUUGCGGCGGCUGGUCGUGGUGGGGAUACGGAUUCAAAACCGAUGCUAAUCAUGAUCCAGUCGCUAGCCGUGUUGAGAGACAUCAAACAGAUCUAUCAGUUUAUGAUCCACCAGGCUACUAAGGCCCAUAAACGCUAUACAUAA